CGACCACCCGCGCUCAUUAUAAUUAUUAUUGUUCCGUUAGCUUAUUGGAUGUUGAAUGCACAACAACCUUGAGUGGUCAUUGGUUAGCCGUUGUGUUGCUUUGAUAUCUUUACACAUUACAAGUUGAUUUUUAGUUUACACACUCAUCAGUAAUUCCUGUUGGUUGUUGUCGUCAGUAAAUGUGAUGACAGUGUUUGGCUUUUGACUUAACACGACAUAUUUCUCCUUUUAGAACCUCGUGGUGUCUGGUCCGCUGUCACUGUACCUCGUCUGCGCAAACGUAAAUUACAUAGACGCAAACAAACUACUAGCUGGCCUUUUCAAUUAAUAGUGGCGAUAAUGCAUAGCGUUUCGGAACACGAAGACCCUGACCUAUAUUUUGAGCCUGUUAUUACUCUUCCCCCUUUAACAGUCUGUAGUUCCGAGGAGAAUGAAGAGUGCCUAUUCAAACAGAGAGCGCAGCUAUUUCGUUUCGACACUAUUGACGAUCCCCCAGAAUGGAAGGAGCGUGGGGUUGGAGUGCUGAAAAUUCUACGUAACAGGACCAGUGGAUGCUACCGCUUAUUGAUGCGUCGGGAUCGCACGUACAAGGUUUGUGCCAACCAUUAUCUCCUCAAAAAUAUGUACUUACGUCCGAACUGCAGCAGCAGUAGAGCUUUUGUCUGGAGUACGACAGCUGAUUUCGCAGACGAGGUGGUAAAACCAGAGUUAUUGGGUGUUAGAUUUGCUAACUCUACAUAUGCAGAAGAUUUUCGGAAAGUUUUUGAGGGAGGUUGUCAAGCAAGUGAGGAUAAACUAACUGAGAAUAGAUCCAGCAUUGAAGAUACUCAUUCUGAUAAAGAAGAUAAAACUGAUGAUAUUGGCACGCUCUCGAAUUCUGUCAAAGAAUGUUUGAACAUUGGCUCACCAGAUACCAGCUCUCCUGUUCAUUGCAGUUCGAUAAAAACCGAUGCUUAAACAUCUCAUUAUUGAGACUUUUUUCAUAAACAAAUUCAGAUCUGUUAUACAAUAUCUAAUUUUUUAGAGAAGGUGUCUUAAAUAUCUUAUUUGUUCCUCAUUAAGUAGUUCGUUGAAGCCAGUUCUCAAAUAUCAAGCGUCAUUUUUUGUCUUAAUAAUGCCCUAUUCAGAGCUUAAAUCUGGUAACUCUAUUACAAAUGAUAUCUACAAGUAGAUAUGAAAUUUUACACCUUAUCCAAUUAUUGUUAUUUUAGUAAAGUCAUGGGUCUACUAAAAGAGUAGUAAACUAAGUGAUUGCCAUUAAUCUGGUUCUAUGUGUUUGUAUAUGAUUUCUCUAUAAAGUAGCAGGUGAACCAACAAGGUGAUGCAUACAUUUAUAGUUAUUGUAUCGUCUUUAGUUAUUUAUUUUCC
Messenger RNA from Schistosoma mattheei, 1368 nucleotides. The record is from the annotation of a GenBank genome assembly. Lineage: Eukaryota; Metazoa; Platyhelminthes; Trematoda; Strigeidida; Schistosomatidae.